CUUGUUUCAGUAUAUAUUUUUUAGACCCUAUUUUGGGCAGUGAAUAAAAGAAUCAGUCUUCACCAUCAGAAUUGAAUCUUUUGCAGCAUUGAGAGAGCUUUGAAACAGCACGUAGACCUUUAUUUGGAAAAUGUUUAGGACUAUGUAACUGUAUAUAAAAGUCAAAUAAUUAGAACUUUCUUCAAAUUAAUAUUUUCUUGCAACAUUUGGUGUUUAAAAUGACAACAAUAUAGAGGGAGGAAAAAGCUUGUGAUUGUCAAUUUUUUUCAGUAGUAGUUACAUAAAACAGCAGUUGUGUUUUCACAAUGGAUACGCCCUUGUUCCUAGGAGAGAAACGACUUUGAUUGAUGGGCGAAGUAACCAAUCCCCAACCACAUAACGUAGCCGUGUCUUGACCAAUAGUUAUUGUAGAAGAGGCGGGCCAACCACAGACACCGGACAGGCAGAUUACAGCUCGGUGUUAUCUCACUGUCGCUGUACGACGUCCUGAUAAGGUUUAACAGUUAUAUUUUUGUAUUCGGGAAGGAAAUGAUAAAAUUAUUUCUCUCAACGUGCAGUGUUGGAGAAUGAUGGGAAAAAUUAACCCUCGUGAUGCCUUCACUUUCCAGUAAUUAGGGGAUUAAAUUGAAACUGCACACCCCGUAUUACAUUUUCUGUUUCUUUUUGGUUUGCAUCUUGCCGACAGCAUACAGGCUCAACUAUGACAGGAAGUCGAGAUGAAGAGCCCUCAAUGGUCCAUUUACAGAGCUACUUGCACGGAGGGACCUCCAGCUUGCUGUCCACCAUCCCCACCCUCAUUGUCUUUCCUGUUUACAAGACAGUUUUCCGGCAACAAAUCGACAACACCUCAGUUCACCAGGCAGUGGGACAGCUCUACAAAGAGGGACCUGUAAAGCUCUACAGGGGCGUGGCCCCACCUUUACUGAUGAGGACCCUGAAUGGCACGCUGCUUUUUGGCCUGCAGGACACCCUCCUCCGCCAGCUCUCCCUGUCGCCCCAAAAUAUCAUCUCCACCUCUGCCCUGCCUGCUCUGGCUGGGUUUGGCGCAGGUAUAGUAGAAGCUGUGGUGUUUACCCCCUUUGAGCGUGUCCAAAACGUGUUGCAGAACGGCCAGAACGACCGCCACCUACCCACCCUGAAGACUGUUCUAGUCAGGCUGAAGGCACAGAGGCUGGCCUUAGGGUACUACAGAGGCUUUCUGCCCAUCACAGCUCGCAACACCCUAGGCAGCUCCCUCUACUUUGGCCUGAAGGGACCCAUAUGUACUGUUGUGGCCGGACAGGGGCUUUCUCCACUGGCCUCCUCCUUCAUCUCAGGGACACUGACUUCCAUGGCGAUCAGCUUGACUCUGUACCCUCUCUCUGUGUUGGUGGCAAACAUGCAGGCACAGGUGGGAGGAGAGGUGAAAGGGGUCAUGGCUUGUUGGAGGAUGCUGUGGCACUCUCGGGAGCGGAGCAUGGUGCUGCUGUACAGAGGGGGUUCCCUUGUUAUUUUGAGAUCGUGCAUCACAUGGGGAAUCACCACUGCCAUCUAUGACAGACAGGAGAAACGUUCAGGCUAAGGAGAUCCAGAGGAAAUCUAGGAUAUUGAAUUGACAAGACGAAAAUAGUCUUUUUAAAAUUGUAUUUAUAGAUAUUUAUUGCUGUUGAUUGAUCCCUUGAAACCUCAACCACUUAACAGGAGUCCAGCAGCCACAAGGACAUGAUCCAUCAUCUGGUGCAAACCAACAAACACUGCCAAUUUUGUGUGAAAGCACCACUGCCAGGACUUGAGCCCCAAUCUCUGAAGUGGUGGGCAAGUCUUUAUUAGGGGCCAAAGUUGUCAGCGUUCUAGAAAUAUAAAUAUGGUGCUGGUAAAUCACAAUUGCCUUGUAUUUUCAUUGUUUUAAAGGGGAACUCCACCUGAAACUGACAGUCUGUUUACUUGUCAUGGGAGGAACUACAGCCUGUCAAAGCAGCUGUAUAAAGCUGUAUAAUUUUAUUAGACUUUCAGGUAUUCUUGUCUGCCAAUCUGCUAACCCUAGCCCAGAGUUUCCUAAAGUCUCAUUGUUCCAUCAUGAUUAUCUCAACUCAGGCUUUAAGACUCCAACUUUAAAACAGAAAGCCCAUGGUACAAACUGGGGGCAUGGAUUUUGUUGGUUGUGGACAUUGUUAUUAACCAUGCACAGAGGGUCUAAUAAAAUUGGUUGCAGAAUGGGAAAAGUAGGAUCUAUCAUUUUAGGGCUGCAGCCAUAAAAAGGACUAAGACCCUGUUUACAACUAGUAUUGAAAUGCACUUUGUAUCCGGUCACCUUAUCCAGGUAAGGAAAAAUGCAUGUUGCGAUCAGAAUGUGAUCGCGUCUGCUUGACCACAUCUGGAAGUAGUGCAGCUUGCACUGUGUUCUGAUCAUAGGUAGGUGUAAAUCUGUCUGACUGUGAAUACCACUGAACACUCAGAAGUCAGCUAAACUGACGAAAAUUUAGAGACAGAAGGCUUUACCACUUGUGACUGGUAAAGUGACUAAUGUCCCUGGAGCCAGUAGGAAACACAAUGCCUACUGGUGUUUUGGGGUGUCCAAGUAAAACUGGACAGUUCUUACAGAAACAGGUCCAUUUACAAAGACAAUGAGGAUAACAAGAACACAUUAAAUACACCAGGCAACAAAGGCAAGACUGGGUUAUUUAUCAUCUCCUUAAAGUAUCUGGAUACAGAUCGCAUUUUAAUACCAGGUGUAAACAGAUUGUAAAAGUCAGAGUAUCUCAGCCUCUACUACCUUCAUUCUGACCACCUGUCUCUUAGGAGUACCUCAACUGUACAGAAGUGAAAUACUGAAUAAAUGGAGUUCCCCUUUUGGUACAUGAAGGAGAUGACUGAUGUUUAAAUUGUAAUUUUCUGUGUAAUAUAACUGUUAUAUAUGAAUUAAAGGACUGUAAUAAAUAAGCUAGGACUCAGGGGUCAGCACUCUUCCUUCACAUCAAGAAGGUACUGGGCAAGAAUCUGUCAGCCAGCUGGGGUUUAAGUUAGGUUAAUUGGAAACUAAAUUGCUUUGCAGCACUGUGACAUCUCCGAUAACCCAUCCAAGGGGUACCAUGCCCCUCGCCCAGUGUGGGGCAGGCUCCAUCCCCCCUACAAGCCAGUGGAUGGAAUGAAUGUUUAUUAUUGACAAUGUAGCCUAUUUAAACAAGUCUCUGACUGUGAAAGAAACAUGUCCAUAAUGUUAGCAUUUACCUCUAAAGUCAACACAUAACAGCUCAGUAAUAACUGCUGCUUUUUUGUUAUUUAUUUAUUUUUCAAUAAAUUAUAUAAUGUUAAUACUA
Lates calcarifer (barramundi perch) is the source of this 3296-nucleotide messenger RNA. RefSeq names its product solute carrier family 25 member 53. The transcript is spliced from 2 exons. Bases 701 to 1561 code for a protein of 286 amino acids. The record is from RefSeq and is a predicted model, not a curated record. Lineage: Eukaryota; Metazoa; Chordata; Actinopteri; Centropomidae.